GAGCUCUUCCGCCGCUGGGGCCCCGCGAUGGCGGCGGGCGAGGCGGGAACCAUGACGGCGGAACUGUUGCUGCCGCCACCGCCGUUACCGCCAUCGCCGCCUCCCGGAGGAACCGGUACGGAACGGGCUCUAGAAGAAGCAGCGGCCUCCGGUACCCUCAGCCUGGCCGGCCGCCGCCUGCGCGCCUUCCCGGUGGCUGCGGCGCGGCGGUGGGACCUCAGCGACACCACGCAGGCCGACCUCUCCCGCAACCGUUUUGGGGAGGUGCCAGAGGCCGCCUGCCACCUCGUCUCCCUGGAGGGGCUCAGCCUCUACCACAACUGCCUGCGCAGCGUCUCCCCCGCCAUCGCCAACCUCCAGGCCCUCACCCACCUCGACCUCAGUCGCAAUCAGCUGACCUCGCUGCCCGCCUGCCUCUGUCUCCUGCCCCUCCGCGUCCUCAACGCCAGCAACAACCGCCUGGCACAGCUCCCCGAAAACAUCGGGGCGCUCGGUGCCCUCCGGCAGCUGGAUGUCAGCUGUAACGAGCUGCGGGCACUGCCCGCCAGCGUGGGGCAGCUGAAGUCGCUGCGGGAUCUCAACCUCCGCCGUAACCAGCUCACCGUGCUGCCCACAGAGCUGUCGGAGCUGCCCCUCGUCCGUCUCGACUUCUCCUGCAACCGGGUGGUCGCCAUUCCCUGCUGCUACUGGCGUCUCCGGCACCUUCAAAUCAUCCUGGCCGACAACAACCCCCUCCAGUCGCCCCCUGCCCAGGUGUGCCUGAAGGGCAAAGUCCACAUCUUCAAGUACCUCCACCUCAAAGCCGAGGCUGCCGCCGCCACGCGCCCCCCGCCAACAUGCCUCACAGAUGAGCUCUGCCCCCUCCGACAGCGUGGGGGGUUGGACUCCGGCUUCAACAGCGUUGACAGCGGCAGCAAGCGGUGGUCUGGCAACGAGUCCACGGAUGAGUUUUCGGAGCUGCCCCGGCAGCCCAGGGAGAAGCGCAGCGGUGCAGCUGGUGACAGUGACCCCGAGCAGGUCGACUUCAUUGAGGGCAGCCUCACCGGGGAGGAGGAGGAGGAGGAGACCCUGCUGGAGGGCAGCAGGGGACAAGCCCCCAGGCAGACAUCUUUACUGAGGGCGAAGGACCAGCACACCUUGCCAGGAUAA
Molecule: messenger RNA, 1149 nt
Organism: Haliaeetus leucocephalus (bald eagle)
Lineage: Eukaryota; Metazoa; Chordata; Aves; Accipitriformes; Accipitridae
Gene: LRCH4
Product: leucine-rich repeats and calponin homology (CH) domain containing 4
Exons: 10
Coding region: 28-1149 (373 amino acids)
Molecular function (GO): protein binding
Source: RefSeq, a predicted model, not a curated record